AUGAAUCUCACCUCCCUCGUCUCGUCUUUGCUUCUCGGCUUCACUGUUAUAGCCUUGGCGGUGCUGUACAGAUAUAGUCGCAAUCGGUCGACGUACACAACGAUUUGUUAUCCCCCUGGGCCAAAGGUAACGAAGAUGCCGACUCAUGAUGCCUGGGCAAGAUAUCGAGAAUGGGGAAAGGAGUACGAAUUUGAACCAACAGGCGGACUAAUUUACGUUAGCAGCGCAAACGCAUUGAUCAUCAACAAGGCUGAGGUUGCUAUCGACCUGCUGGAAAAACGUGCCCGCAUCUAUUCAGAUCGAGCUGUGACUCCUAUCAUGAAGCUAUGUGGAGCAGAUCUAAACCUUGCACUCGAACCGUACUCCGACAGAUGGCGUAGGGACAGAAGACUUUUUCAGCAAGUAUUUCGACAAGCUACAAUCAGUCGCUUUUAUCCGGCACAACACUCUAAGAUAAAUGAAUUCCUGCGUGAAUUGUUAUUUGCACCUGAUGACUUCAUGGACCAUACCAUGGCGCUUUCACAAAGACUUGUAUACUCUGCACUUUAUGGGUUAGACAUCAGUCCUGGAGAUUCACUUGCACAGAAAGCCCAAAAUGCAGUAGGGGGCAUUGGAAAAUCUUUACUCAGUGGCAGCUUCCCAGCACUUGAGCGGUUCCCAUUUUUGCGCUUUAUGCCCUCCUGGUUCCCGGGGUGCGGUUUCCAACAAGUUGCAGAACAGUGCCGGAAAAAUAUUAAAGAGAUAGACACCGUUCCGUUCAAACUUGCAGUCACUAAUAUGGAAAAUGGUACUGGUACUUCCCCUCUAGCUGAAUUGGCGGCGAGGAAACCCACAGAGAUCGAGGCAAUCAAAGCAAUGGGUACAGUGAGCUACCUUGCCGCCGCGGACACGAAUAAAGGACAAGAAGAAAUAGAUUCCGUGAUUGGCAAGAAUCGAUUGCCCAACCUCGAAGACCGCCGCUCCUUGCCUUACGUCGAAGCUAUCUAUCGUGAAGUUAUGCGAUUGCACCCCCCUCUUCCCCUAGGAUGUGUGGUCUACCCUAAUAUAUGGUUGGUGUAUUUUCUUUGUUGGGUUAAUGCAUUGACCACUGGGUAUAAGGGCUAUGAAUCGGGACCCAGAUACUCCGAAUUUGGGCCAUUCGAAAGCAUCAACAACAUCUAUGCAUUCGGGUUUGGGCGACGAGUCUGCGCUGGUCGAUAUAUGGCCGAGAACACCGUUUGGCUUACAGUGGCCUCUGUUCUGGCAACCUUCACUCUGAGUAAGGCGAAGGAUGAACAAGGAUCUGUCGUUGACGUACCCGGUGAUUACACGGAUGAGUUCUUCUGUCAUCCCAAACCUUACCGAUCUACUAUAACUCCUCGCAGUCCAGUAGCAAGGGACUUGAUUCUGUCUACAACAAAUGACCCUUAA
This is a messenger RNA of Lentinula edodes (shiitake mushroom), 1410 nucleotides long. Its product is annotated as cytochrome P450 1. NCBI's taxonomy places the organism in Eukaryota, Fungi, Basidiomycota, Agaricomycetes, Agaricales, Omphalotaceae. The transcript is spliced from 12 exons. The record is from RefSeq and is a predicted model, not a curated record. Bases 1 to 1410 code for a protein of 469 amino acids. Gene Ontology annotation, molecular function: iron ion binding; oxidoreductase activity, acting on paired donors, with incorporation or reduction of molecular oxygen; heme binding.